UUUUUCCGUAUCCCUACAUGGAAAAAGCACGAAGGAGAGCAUGUGUCCGAUGUGACAAUAAGACGUUGGAUUUCUUGGGUGGCUUCAAUUAGAAGAAGGACAUCACUUUCGACCUCAUCUCCCAGUCGAUGAGAGCGUGUUCUCUGCAUUUUCAUUCGGGUAAACCAUCAUAUGAGAUGUUUGAGAACCACCCUGACUGGAAACCAUCUUUGCGGUUAGGCCACAGUGAUGUUAAGAAAACCGAUGAAGUGAGAUUUCAGCGGCAAGCAAAGCGCAGGACCCAGGAGCAGCUGUUGCUGCCGCAGCAUCAGGACCAGCUGCCAUCCCCAGCGCAGCACCAGGAGCAAGUGCCACCGCUGGAACAGCAUCAGGACCAGACGCCAUCCCCAGUGCAGCACCAGGACUAUCCGCACCAGCAGCCGCCAUCUCCGGCACAACACCAGCAGCCGCCAUCUACGGAACAGGAGUGUGCACUCUGCACAUCUAGACGAGAUGUUAUCAACUGUCUUUUGGAGGAAAACAGAAAGCUGAAGGAGGAGCUUGAAGAGUACCGGAUGAAUGAGAACUUUCUGAGUGGUGAUGACAACAGAGUGAAGUAUUACACGGGACUUCUGAAUUAUGUAAUGUUUCAGACACUUCUGCUCAGUCUCAUGCCAUAUCUGCCUCAAGGAAUGUUGAAGAAGCUCUCACCCUUCCAGCUUGUCCUGUUGACUAUUAUGCGCCUCAGACUAGACCUGCCAAUACAGCACCUCGGCCGUCUGUUUCGGCUGCACAGGACAACAGCCAGUGAUGCCUUUCACCAUACUCUGUGUGAUGUACUCACGGCUGUCUCCAUUGGUGUACUGGCCAAGCAGAGAAUGUUUAUUGGCCAGUAUGCCCCACCAGUUUGUGGAAUCGUUCGGGAAAAAUGUGGCCGCCAUUGUGGACUGUUUUGAGGUUUUUAUCGAAAAACCCUCAAAUGUACUUGCAAGGGCACAGACAUUUUCUCAGUAUAAACACGCAUACACCAUAUAUCCGAAGGGUGGGGUGGGCGCGCUAGUGACAAAA
Molecule: messenger RNA, 1047 nt
Organism: Sander lucioperca (pikeperch)
Lineage: Eukaryota; Metazoa; Chordata; Actinopteri; Perciformes; Percidae
Exons: 2
Coding region: 129-935 (268 amino acids)
Source: RefSeq, a predicted model, not a curated record